AUGUUAUUCUUCAUUUUAAUCAAUUUGAUCUUUGCAUGUGAAUAUGAAUCAACGUAUGCAAAUAUCACUAAUAUCAACUCCCUCAUUCCAAUUAAUCACAUUAUCUAAUAAUUAACCCAAACUUAAACUUUAUAAGACACACUAGAAUUAACCAAUAUUACUAUUUAUACAUAGCAUAUCAAUCAUUCAUACACUAAUAUUGGAUAAAUUACUAUAUACCUUAAAUAAUCUAUCUCAUAUAAUUUCAUCAAUAACACAUUCCAGACAUUUGGAUAAGCAAUCCUCUAAGAUGUUUAAUUUCUUAUGAAAUUAUCAUUAAACACAUAAACCAAUACUUUUUAAUCUAAUUCCAUAUAGUACAAUUUACCAACAUAAUUCAAUUUUAUUGGCUUGUUCAAUUAUUACCAAUAUUAUUAAUCCUUAGUAACUCUAAUAACAGCUUAAAUACCUCCAUAACUUAAUCAACUAUUUAAUGCCUAUUAAUUUUAAUUUCAGCCUAUAUUUCCUGAUUAUACCUACACUUAUACUAAUAUAGAUGAUGAAUCAUUAAUUAUUGAAUUUAGUUAUCUAUCCAAUAAUAUUUUAUAUCAAAAUUAAGACAUUACUCUUACAGGAUAAUUAAUAAUUAAUAAUUACAAUAACAAUAUAUGUACCUAAACUUAAUUACCUAACAAUAGCAAUCAAUUUUAACAAUUAGAAAUAUUUUCAACAUCAAUUAUUUAAUCAAUUAUUUAAUAUGCUUAUGAUUAAAAUUAUUUUAAUAUUAAUUUGAGCAACAAUUGGAAAAGUGAUGAUUUUCAAUUCUUAAUUGGAUCAUUUUAAACUAUACUAUAUAAUUUAGAGAAGAUAAGUCCGAUUACUCCAGUUACUGGAUGGUGUAAUCUUACUUAAAUUCCUGUAUAUAAUCCAUUAAAUAUUACACUUACAUAUGAAUGUAAUUUUAUCUUCUCAGAAGAUCAAAUAAGAUUAUUAACUUUAAAUUAUGAAUUAGUUCUAAAUCUUAAUUUUUAAUAAGUGCUAUCUCAGAUUGAAAUUAUUUGUACAUCAUACACAUUUUAAUUUAAUGACUUAAUUAAAUCCUUUAAUGAGAAAUACCCACCUAAAUCACAAUUUUGGUCAUUAGCAGAUCUAUACUUAAAAACUAUCUUGAAUACUCAUGUUAAAGAUCAUCCUCUAUUUGGUAAUUAAAAUUUAAUAAUUUAUUAGGAUCUGGAUUUUAAACCAUUCCAAGAAUGACUCCCAAUAUCACAAUUAACAAUGAUUAUUUGAUGAUUUUUGAAAAUGAUUGA
Messenger RNA from Paramecium pentaurelia, 1289 nucleotides. Lineage: Eukaryota; Ciliophora; Oligohymenophorea; Peniculida; Parameciidae. The record is from the annotation of a GenBank genome assembly.